Spea bombifrons (plains spadefoot toad) is the source of this 2564-nucleotide messenger RNA. It is a transcript of the gene TAX1BP1, whose product is annotated as Tax1 binding protein 1. The record is from RefSeq and is a predicted model, not a curated record. Lineage: Eukaryota; Metazoa; Chordata; Amphibia; Anura; Pelobatidae. The coding region runs from base 207 to 2474 and encodes 755 amino acids. The transcript has 16 exons.
GAAGUGAUGUAGCCAAGACUCCCAGCGAAACGAAAACAAUCGCCGCGGCUGACACGCGGAAGCAGCAGCUCCUUGCGCAUUCACAACAGACCGUUCCCCGUGUCGCCUGCCGCUCGUGACGCAGCAGGUCCCGGCAAAACACCGAUUGUUACCCCGACGAUUAAAAACAAACAAGAAGCUCCCUGCCAGCGAGGUUGAGGGUGAAUAUGUCGGUGCCGCACAAUGUACCAUCUCCAGACAGCGCGAUGCAGGCAACUAAUUUUGCCCACGUGAUCUUUCAGAAUGUGGCAAAGAGUUACCUUCCAAAUGCCCCCCUGGAGUGUCAUUACACGCUAACCCAGUAUAUCCAUCCACACCAGAAAGACUGGGUUGGCAUUUUCAAGGUGGGAUGGAGUACCGCUCGAGAUUAUUACACAUUCCUUUGGUCUCCUAUGCCAGAAAAUUAUAAAUUGGAAUCCACGUGUAAUUGCGUGGUGACUUUUCAAGGAUACUAUCUCCCCAACGAUGAUGGGGAAUUUUACCAGUUUUGCUAUGUGACGCACAAGGGGGAGAUCCGUGGAGCGAGUACACCUUUCCAGUUUCGGACAUCUUCUCCAGUCGAUGAACUUCUAACCAUGGAAGAUGAAGGCCACUCGGACAUGCUGGUUGUGACUACUAAAGCGGGACUCCUGGAGUUAAAAAUUGAAAAAACAAUGAAAGAAAAGGAGGAACUGUUAAAGGUGACUGCGGUGCUGGAAAGGGAAACGGCCGAACUGAGGCAACAAACGGAAGCUCUGGAGAAUCAGCUUAUCCAGAAAAGAGAGGAAUCGGCCGCACUGGCACUGGAGAAAGAGGAAUUAAAUCACAAGUCUGAAGUGCUAAAAGCUGAAAGUGAAGAAUUGAAGAGAAAAUGUAAGGAGAUGUCUACUAAAAUCCUCCAGCUUGAAGAGGACGUGAUGGCUGUCACUCAGAAGGCCAUAGCAAAGGAAACUGAAUUGGACAGUGUAAAAGAUAAGCUGAGUAAAGUAAUGCUAGAGAAAGAACAACUGGAAUGUCAACUGAAGAAUGAGAAGGAUGAGAAGGAACUGUACAAGGUUCAUUUAAAGAAUACCGAAAUUGAAAAUACUAAGCUACACACAGAGCUGCAGACGUUAAAGAACUUGGACACAAGCAAGGAAAACCUAAUAUAUCACUACAAAGAGGAGAUCAGCAAACUGAAGAUCUGCCUGUCUGACAAGGAAAAACUGCAGAGAGAACUUCUGCAGAAUUCUGCAGAAAAAGAGAACACAAUGUUUUUAAAGCACCAGCUACGCCAAUUAGAAGAUGAGCACCAGGCCAGCAAGCAAGCGGUGUCAUUAAUGUCUAAGGAGCUAAGCGAUGCGGUUAAUAUUCGUGAUAAGACCAUGGCCGACCUACACAGUUCUCGCCUUGAGACAGAGAGUGUGAGAAAGCAGCUGUCUGAUGCGCUGGCCCAGCUCAGCUUACGGGAUGUUCACUUACAGAAAUCCUCCACGGCCUCUGUGAAAAAGGAACCAACGAAACCGCAUUCAGAAAAUACAAUAGUGGAGCAAGAACUUCGCAAAGAGGUUGAGGACCUGAAGCGGAGACUGCAAAUGACAACAGAACACUGUAAGGAACAACUUAAAGAGAGCCAGAAACUCCAGAAGCAAGUGACACAACUCACAGAUAGGCUUAAAGAGGCAGAAAACCAACAGAAAAAAACAGACAUAAGUGUCAAUGCAGCAAUAGCAGCAGCUGACGUGCAACCGUUUACUCCACCAGCGAGUCCAUAUUCAUCAGACUCUGUACCUGAUUUUGUCAUAAAAGAGCAAGUGCUGCAAAUGAACAAGGAAAUCACUGAAAAAACUGAAAAGUUUCGGAAGUGUAAACAGAUGUUGGCGGAGGAGAAGGCAAGGUCCAGCGCUUAUGCUGAUGACGUGGCCAAGAUGGAACUGAAAUGGAAGGAACAGUUGAAAGUCAACGAAGGCAUAAAGCUGCAGUUAUUAGCUAUUGAAGACCAAUAUAAAAUACAGUCCGCAGAAAAAGACCGGGAAAUAGCAGAACUUUCAAGUAAGGUUGAACUACUCCUCACGGAAAAGAAAAGGCUGGAGAACUCUAUUACGGAGCUUAAAAUAAACUUGGAGAAGCUGUCGGAAAGAGCUGCAGUUGAACACAAUUUACCAAGCGGCUCUCAGUUUUUGCAGUUCUUUAACUCUUCGUGUGAAGAACACAGAGACGUGCCCGUCAUCCCUGUCCAGGGACCUGUUCUGCACUUUGGAAAUCCUUAUGCAACGCAGGCAACGAGAGAUGGAGCAGAUGGUGCUUUUAACCCAGAUGAAAUCCAGGUUCAACCUGUAGGACCACCAGCAAGGCCACCCUCAUGGAGUCUGGAAGGCAGAGUUGUGUGUAGUCAACCUGCUCGCAACCUCAGCCGCCCGGAUGGCUUGGAAGAUCCAGACGAUAAUAACGUAAGCCUGGUCAAUGAGAAACAUUAGCAGGCUGUAAAUUUGCCAACUCGUGGGGUUAAGAUUUGUAUUAUCUUUAUCAGAUUAGUGUAUUAGUGCAUAUCAGUUUCAGAUAAGAGA